AUCUCGUGUUACAUAUACUUUUGACAAACAUCGGGGAGUUUGAAACAUUUUGUCAUUUCAUGAUUAGUUUGUGAGUUUGGACAUAGUAUUAUUCAUUAAAUACUUUUUUUAAAUCCAAUGUUUUCAUUCAUUAGACUACAGGGCUAGGAAACUAUAUAUAGAAAAGUUUGGAGAGACUUUACAUUUAUCAAAGGCUUCUUACAUUUGUUUGAAUGUAGUUUGGUUUUGAUGUAUGUACCUUUGUAUGGUCUAUUAAAAAUAAACGGGGUUAACCUUUAGGGGCCUAACAGUAAAUCGUGUUACAUAUUUGAAUAGCUACUGGUUGUUGAUAUAAUGACUAAAUGCAUUUUUGAAAAUUUGAUGUUAGAAAAUUAUUGAUUUGUUAAAGCAAAGCAAAUUUAUUUAUUUUCUAUGCUUGAUAUAGAAACUUAUAAAUAAAGUUUUUUGUCAGUUUUUUCAUGUAAUAUAGGAGUCUUCAUGAACCCAGUUUUUAUUUGGAAGAGCCAUAGAUCUUUCUUUACCGUUGCGGGAUUGUUACAAGACAGCAAUUGUUGUUUCACACGGCUAGCGAAACCUAACAGUGCAUAUCACAUAAAAGUAAGAACACUUAGCUUCUGUUAUUGUACAACCCAGGCAGUAAAGCUAUAUGUAUUCAAUAAGACUUUUGUCGUCAAUAAAGAAUAUACAGUAUAUAGUAUACAGUAUAUUUAAGAAUUAUGUCUUAACUAAUUGCCAUUAUAGCAUUUAUUUCGAUAAAUACAAGAAUAUGUUCAAACUGUUAAAUAAGAUUAUUACUACAAGUUCAAAGUUUGUCAUUCUGCUUGUUGUAAAAACUAACAAUUUUAGUGAUAACAAAAUAAGAUAGUAAUGCUUAAACCAUUUUAUUCCGUGCAAUAUGGAAAAGGUUGUGGGUGUAAAAUGUCUUCCGUACAUUCAAUCAGGGCUAUUAAAUUUCCAAUCUUGAAGAUCGUUGAGCACGACUUUUCUUUUUCAUUCAAUGAAAAUAGAAAUUUAAAUUUCCAAUUAUACUGUGUUUUUUCUAAGAACAUGAAUACAUGAAAUUCUAAUUUGAUUCUCAGACAGCUCUGUUUCUUUAGACAACAGAAUUUUAAAACAUAUAUAGGGCGAUAAAUCGAAACAAACUGCAUUUCAACAUUUCAAAGUCAUUUUCUAUUGAAUGAAAAAAUAUAGAUAACUAAUGAUAAUCAAAUUCCGGUUACCAUCAAAUCAAAUCCGUUGAAUAUUACUUAAAGUGUAUAAAGCUAUAUAUCUGCUGCAAAAAUUAUUGUUUGAUUUUUAAAUGGUUGUAUCUAAGAAAUUUGGUAGCACGAAAUCAUUGCUAAACGAACAAAACCCUGCUUAAAUCAGCAAAAUAUAUUUUGUUCUGAAACAUUUAUUCUGUUUACUUACAAUAUUCAUGUGUAGAACGUUAUGUUACAACUCUUGAUAAAAACAGCCACAAGAUAAUGGAAGCAAUACAAUGUUACUGUUGAUAAUUAUUUUUAAAAACAAUCAUAUUAAGAUAUAGCUUUAUACCCUUUAAAUAUUUUAGUACAUAAGAAACUUGAUAUUAUAUUGAUCCAGUGUUUUAUCUUUUACACUCAAUCUAAAUAUAACCUUGUCAAUAGGUUUUACGUGAUCUUUAUAUAGAUGUUAAACAAUCGUAUAGUUUAAGUCGUAUAAACUGCAUAUCAUCUUAUUCUAAGAUAACUCUGGUGUACAUAUCAUAAUGGAAUUGAGCAUCAUUAAAGGCCCUAAACUGGUUAUUGCUCUGGAUAUUGGAAGUACUUACUCGGGAUAUGCGUGGCAGUUCAGAGACGAAUUCGAGACCAACAGAAAUGAAAUUCAUUUCAACACAAAUUGGGGAGGCGGAGCACUUCAGCUUCACAAAACAACCACGUGUAUUCUUUUAGAACGUCAAAAGAAUAGAGAAGGAGCAACAGACGAAAGACAAACAGGCAUAGCACAUUCUGGAAGUAGUAUCAAACAGGAAGAUGAUACUGCUGGUAUGAAGAUAAAAAUUGGGUUUGAAGCUGAACGUGCAUACAUUGGAAAAGCAAUGGAGAAAGAAGAUACCCACGAGCUUAUGGGACAAUAUUACUUCUUCAGAAGAUUCAAACUAAUGCUGUAUAGAAAGAAAUUCAAUCGGGAAAUGUCAGUAGAAGACCAGUUAGGACAACGCAUGCCUUUCUUUGAUGUAAUGACAUGGUUUAUCAAAUCACUUAAGGACCAUUGUUUGAAAAAACUACAUAAUCAAGGAGUAACAAUUGACGUAAACAAAACUCUUUUUGUUGUCACCGUUCCUGCUAUAUGGACAGACGAAGCAAAGAAAUUCAUGAGAGAUGCAUCGAUAGCGGCUGGUAUUGGGAAAAGAAAUGUUUUGCUAGCCUUAGAACCUGAAGCUGCAGCUAUACAUUGUUUGCAUCUUCCUGAGGGACAAAGGAGAGACAUGAAUGACCUUGGUAUGAAAGGGCAAAAGUUUCUUGUAGCCGACUUGGGAGGCGGUACAGCUGAUUUAUCCGCUGUCGAAGUGGACGGUACCGGUUCUCUAAAAGAAAUAUGCCCCCCUUUUGGCGAUCAAGUCGGUGGCCAAAAUAUAAAUGAGGCAUUCUUUCAAAUUUGCCACGAAAGUUUUGAAGGACCAGGAUGGAAAGAAACAUUUAGCAAAACAACGCCAGUCGAAAUGUUGAAAAUGGAAGCAGAUUUCGAAAGGAAAAAAGUAACAAUAGGUUCCGAAGAUGAAGAAACAGAAAUGAUUGAUGUAGAAAUCCCAGCACCAGUAAGAGAUAAACUAGAAGAUAAAUCAAUCAGACUCAAGGACAGUAAAUACCUUGCGUUCAAAAACAGAGAGUUAAUGUUUAAUUCUAUGCGUGUUCGGGACAAGCUGUUCAAAGAAACGUGCACAGUUGUUUAUAAUUCAAUAGGGAAAGUGCUAAAUGAUACGCAGGCGAAGGGAUUAAGGACAGUUAUUCUUGUUGGUGGAUUUUCUGAGUCACCAAUUGUGGUUGAAAGCAUUCGAAAACUGAUAACAAAUGAUUUCCCGGAAAUAAAAGUUUUUUUACCUUCAUCGCCAUUUAAAGCUGUUUUAAAAGGAGCAGUGCUCUUUGGACAAGAUCCCCUAAUAUUUAGAAGCCGUAUUAGCAGAGAAACGUUUGGAAUUAAAACUAAUAAAACUUUUGACUCUAAACAACACGAUGAGAUGAAGAAGUGGAGAAAUAAAGAGACAGGAAAGUACUAUUGCAGAGAUAUCUUCGAUAUCCAUGUACGCAAAGGACAGUCGGUUGUGCUAGGUAAUAGACAACAGGUGCAAAGUUACUUCCCGUUAUAUAAAGAUCAAACAAAACUUGGUUUUCCAGUUUUUACGUCAAAUUCAUUAAUCCCUAAGUACACAACAGACGAUGGUUGCAAACAAAUUGCCAAGGUAACAAUAGAUAUAUCUGAUACUUCCAGAGGUACUGACAGAGAAUGCGAAGUAACCAUGAUAUAUGGAGGGACAGAGUUGUCGGUUAUUGCGACAGACAAGGCAUCUGGAAAGGAAUUCAAUGCAGACAUUCACUUCGGAAACAUGUAAACUCAACAAAUGCCACGAGGGAAAUUUGCAGGAUCGACUAACUUUGACAUAGCUGAACACACAGGUCAAAACAUCUAAAUCAAAUGUUUGUGAGAGAAAUAGAAACGAACGCGUACAUCACUACAGACAAAUUCAGUUUCAAUUUGAAAAAUAAGAAAACGACGUAUGCAUAGUGAGGAAUAUCUUCGAAAGGUUCAAAUUGGAUGAUUGUGUUGCACUGGUUAUUUUACAACAACAACAACAAUCACUUUUAUUUUUCAGUCAGUUUACAAUAGUAACAACAUGACAUAUAAUCAAUAUAAGUUUCAAACAGUAUGUGGGUUUAACUUAGAACUAAGUAUUAUUAUUCCAGGGGGACAGUAAAAUAGAUUAUGAAAUAAAAAAAGAGAAAAAUAUACAUAAAUAUUUAUAUAUGGUAUUGUCAUAUUGACUUAGACAAUAACGACAAUAUUACUGUGGAUUGUAUAAAUAGCCUCUUUUCUGAGUAAAAUUACCGUGGUAUUUUUUAACUAUAAUCUAUAAAUACAAUGCGUAUUUCUAUAGUAGAUACGAUGGCACGAUUUCCAUGAUAUUUGCGCUUGUUGAUAAAUUAUAAUUAAUAGUACCGUCUCGUUCGGAAGUCACGUGCUAUGUUUGUUGCGAUUUGAUUAGUUGGGACAUAUACAUAAAACAAAAUAGGUCAUGUUUUGGACAAAACUGGUUUCAUUGACUGGAUGUAUAUCGAUUAUGAUUUUAAAUUCUAUAUGGAUUUACCAGCUUUGCAACUUGAGAGGUUUGUUUUCAGUAGAUUACCUUUUGAAUGUAUUCAUAAUCUCGCGUACAAAGCGGGCGAUAUUAAUCAGUAACUUUCUUGAAGUUGAACACAUUAGGGAUGAAAACUUGAUAAUAUUUGGUCGAGUAUAAUAAUAUUUCGGAAUGAAUUUUGUUCUUAACGCUUGGAAAAAAGGACAUUUAAGGAGAAAAAUGGAAUUCGUCACCCAAAUCGUUGAGCUGACAGUGGCGACAUUUACGUUCCUCGUAUGGGACAAAUGACUGUCUCCAUCUACCUGUUUCUAUUGGCAACCUAUGAUUUCCGGUUCUAAAGUAGAAAAGUGAUCAUUACAUCAUCUCUUGCUGGCUUGGCAUAUGUGUUAAAUCAGUGUCUUUCGAAAUGAUCAAAGUAGAACAAAUAUCUGAUUAUCAAUGUUUAUACAUUUUUGCAUCGAUCUCGCUUUGAUUAUUCUACAUGUCUUAACUUAUUUUAUGUUAGUUUUUUUUGUGUAUGUAAGUUGUGAUAUUUUCUUCAUAUGUACAAUGUAUUUAAUGUUACAAGGCAUUAGACAUUUCUUAUUUUAUGCUUUUCAGUGGAUUACUGAUUUAUCCGUGAAAAUUAUAUUUGGUAAUUUCACAGUGAAAAUUAUCAAAAUAUAAUUUCACUCUUUUCAAUGACGAAACUACUUUUUUAAGAUUUUCCCCAUGUGGUACC
Ruditapes philippinarum (Manila clam) is the source of this 5036-nucleotide messenger RNA. RefSeq names its product heat shock 70 kDa protein 12B-like. The transcript is spliced from 6 exons. NCBI's taxonomy places the organism in Eukaryota, Metazoa, Mollusca, Bivalvia, Venerida, Veneridae. The coding region runs from base 1730 to 3571 and encodes 613 amino acids. The record is from RefSeq and is a predicted model, not a curated record. Gene Ontology annotation, molecular function: ATP-dependent protein folding chaperone; ATP binding.